UGGCGGCCGCGACGCUGCCCGGCUCAGUGGCGUCGGGAACCGCAGAGCACCUGUGGGUUCGCGGAAGUCCUGCCGUACUCUAGCCCGGCCAAGCUCCGCGGGACCCAGCCCGACCCGACUUCUGCCCGGCCCGCCAUGGGCCCUCCGUUCCGUAGCGUCUCCGCGCUCCUGCUGCUGCUACAGGUCAUAUCAGGGCUCUGCCAGGAGCCCGAGCCCUGCCGUCCUGGCUUUGGCGCCGACAGCUACACGUUCACCGUGCCCCGUCGACAUUUGGAGAGAGGCCGAGUCCUGGGCAGAGUGAGUUUUGAAGGAUGCACCGGUCAACCAAGGACAGCCUAUUUUUCUGAUGACAAGCGAAUCAAAGUGGGCAGCGAUGGUGUGGUUAGCGUCAGACGGCCUCUACAGCUUCAUAAACCAGAGAUGAGUUUUCUCGUCCACGCCUGGGACUCCAGCCGCAGGAAGCUGUCCACCAAAGUUACGCUGAAGGCAGCAGUGCACCAUCACCGCCACCAUCACGACACUCUCUCCGAAACCCAGACAGAAGUGCUCACAUUUCGCAACUCCCAGCAUGGUCUUAGAAGACAGAAGAGAGACUGGGUUAUCCCUCCUAUCAGCUGCCCAGAAAAUGAGAAAGGCCCAUUUCCUAAAAAUCUGGUUCAGAUCAAAUCUAACAGGGACAAAGAAAUCAAGGUUUUCUACAGCAUCACUGGCCAAGGGGCUGACACACCUCCUGUUGGUGUGUUUAUUAUUGAAAGAGAAACAGGAUGGCUGAAGGUGACGGAGCCUCUGGAUAGAGAACAAAUUGCCAAGUACAUUCUGUACUCUCAUGCUGUGUCUUCAAAUGGGCAUGCAGUCGAAGACCCAAUGGAGAUUGUGAUUACGGUGACAGAUCAGAAUGACAACAAGCCCGAGUUCACCCAGCAGGUCUUUGAAGGUUCUGUCAUGGAAAGUGCUCUUCCAGGAACUUCUGUGAUGCAGGUCACGGCCACAGAUGCAGAUGACGACGAGAAUACCUACAAUGCCGCCAUCGCAUACACCAUCCUCUCCCAAGAGCCCCCGCUGCCUCAGAGCACAAUGUUCACCAUCAAUAGGGACACAGGAGUCAUCAGUGUGGUCACCACCGGGCUGGACCGGGAGAGUGUCCCCAUGUACACACUGGUGGUUCAGGCUGCUGACCUGCAAGGCGAAGGUUUAAGUACAACCGCAACAGCCGUGAUCACGGUCACUGACAUCAAUGAUAACCCUCCCAUCUUUGAACCAACCACGUACCAGGGGCAGGUGCCUGAGAACGAAGCUAAUGUCGAAAUCACCGUACUCAAAGUGACUGACGCCGAUGUCCCAAAUACCCCAGCGUGGCAGGCCGUGUACACCAUAUUGAACAAUAAGGAUGACCAAUUUGUUGUCACCACAGACCCAGUAACCAACGAUGGCAUUUUGAAAACAGCUAAGGGCUUGGAUUUUGAGACCAAGCGACAAUACAUUCUGUAUGUGGCCGUGGAGAAUGUGUCCCCGUUUGAGGUUAUUCUCUCCACCUCUACAGCCACAGUCACCGUGGACGUGGAGGAUGUGAACGAAGCCCCCAUCUUUGUGCCUCUCCAAAAGGAAGUGCACAUACCUGAAGACUUUGGUGUGGGCCUGGAAAUCACAUCCUACACUGCUGAGGAUCCGGACCAGUUUAUGGAACAGAGGAUAACGUAUCGGAUUUGGAGGGAUGCGGCCAACUGGCUGAGGAUUGAUCCAGACACUGGUGCCAUUUUCACUCGGGCUGAAUUAGACAGAGAGGACUUUGAGCAUGUGAAGAACAGCACGUACACGGCCCUCAUUAUCGCCACCGACAAUGGUUCUCCACUUGCUACUGGAACGGGAACCCUUCUCCUGAUCCUCUCUGAUGUGAAUGACAAUGGCCCCGUGCCAGAACCUCGAAGUAUGGAUUUCUGCCAGAAAAAUCCACAGCCUCAUAUCAUCAACAUCUUUGAUCCAGAUCUUCCCCCCAACACGUCUCCCUUCACGGCAGAACUAACGCACGGGGCAAGUGCCAACUGGACCAUUGACUAUAGUGACCAAGCCCGUGAAUCUCUAAUUUUGAAGCCAAAGAAAACCUUAGAGUUGGGCGACUACAAGAUAAAUCUCAAACUCGUGGAUAACCAGAACAAGGACCAGGUGACCACCCUAGAUGUGUACGUUUGUGACUGCGAAGGGGUCGUCAACAACUGCAAGAGGACCAUGCCUUACGCUGAAGCGGGGUUGCAAGUUCCUGCCAUUCUGGGCAUUCUCGGAGGAAUCCUCGCCUUACUAAUCCUGAUUCUGCUGCUUUUGCUGUUUGUUCGGAGGAGAGGGGUGGUCAAAGAGCCCUUACUACCCCCAGAAGAUGACACCAGGGACAAUGUUUAUUACUAUGAUGAAGAAGGAGGUGGAGAAGAGGAUCAGGACUUUGACUUGAGCCAGUUGCACAGGGGCCUGGAUGCUCGGCCUGAAGUGACUCGCAAUGAUGUGGCACCAACCCUCCUGAGCAUGCCCCAGUACCGGCCCCGCCCUGCCAAUCCUGAUGAAAUUGGAAACUUUAUUGAUGAAAACCUGAAGGCAGCAGACAGUGACCCCACUGCUCCUCCUUACGACUCUCUGCUUGUGUUUGACUAUGAAGGAAGCGGUUCUGAAGCUGCUAGUCUGAGCUCCUUAAACUCCUCGGAAUCAGACCGAGAUCAGGACUAUGACUACCUGAAUGAAUGGGGCAAUCGCUUCAAGAAGCUGGCAGACAUGUACGGAGGUGGUGAGGAUGACUAGGGGACUCGAGACAAAUGGGGAAGGAGAUGGGCCCCUACAUCGUGUGAUAGAAAAUGCUGGGCUCAUGGUUUCUCAGCUCCCUUCACUUGAGAUGACUUUCUGGAGAAGAGAGUCUGCUCAGUGAUGGCAGUUAGGUAGGAUAGUUGGGAUUUCCACUUUAUAGAUCUAAUCUGUGUGUGUUCGAAUGAUUUCGCCCUAAUUUUUGAAUCUUUUUUUCUUUCCUCACUCUUUAAGUGGUGAUGCUGUCCCAAAGACCCCCAUAUGUUAAUACUUCAGAACAAUAGCUUCAGCCUCAAAAGGUUCUGCUAGCAACUUGCAGAUUUCCUUAAGGGUUUUCGUCUCAUUUUUUAAGGGAAGGGAGGGGUCAACUGCCCUAUUAUUUUGUGCAUGUAUGUAUGUAUGUGUGUGUGUGUGUGUGUGUGUGUGUGUAAUUAUUUUUAAUUUGUGUACUUUUUUCCUCCUAUCACUGCACAGUGCCCCUUGUUCUACUAUCCACUGUUACUCCUGAACCUACAUUGCCCCAGACAGGGGUUCUCUGAUGCAGAAAUUUGGGGGCCCUUUCAGGAUAAGUGUGGUCUUAGUCUGGCCAUAGUGUGACUGGGUAUUAUUUACUCUUAAGACCUUUAAUCUUCUGAGUAUAUAACUUGAAUAGGUAUCCAUCCACUUACUUGUUGUGCAUAAGAAUGUUUGUUAUGUGUAUGUCAUUACUGGGGUGAUCUGGUUCUAAACAGGAAGCCUUGACCAGAAAGGGUGGUGAGUUUUCAGGUGCCACUCCACAUCUAAUGUUCAUCUAACACUCAAACAAGAGAGUGAUCUGUUCCAACACUUACGGUAGUGCCUCAAGUGCUGCAGCCAAAGACAAAAGGUGUUUGUCCCAGCGGAGAGCAACAUGAAAAAUGGGUUUGAAGGUGGCAGGAGACAAGUUGUUGAGCCUGGCAAUUUAGGAAACUGAGGCUGAGGAUGGUUGAGGUGGCUCUGCCUCUAGUCCUGAAAAAGAAUGGAAGAAUCUUAACAUGUGACUCCAAUCAGGAUCCUGCUACCAGAGUUUCUUCCUGACAGCCCAGAACCCCCCAAGUGCCUGCUGUUGUUGAUGUCCACAGGAUAUGCUGGCUGAUCUGGAAACAUCUGCCCCAAAUUCCAAGCAUGCAUAGAAAACAAUAUCAGGAAAUCCAAUUUAUUUUCCUUAGGAGCAGGAAGAAAAUAUGGCCCUAAAAUGUGUCAGUAAGGGGAGUGUGGGGAGAACUCUGAUUUGGAUCUUCUUUUAGUUGAAAUGUGAACUUCAAGAACCUUUUGACAACCAUGGAAAAUAAUCUUAUCUAAGUUGCUUUACUGUCUGUCAGGUGUUUUUUGAAGAAAAAGAAAAUCAUCCCUGCAAUCACAUCUUGGAAUUGUCUUGAUUUUUCAACAAUUUAAACUCGAAUGUAGUCCUGUAUAGAGAAUGUCACUAUAGUUUUGAGUAUAUAUGUGUGUGGGUGUUGAUAAUUUUGUAUUUUCUUUGGGAGUGGAAAAGGAAAACAAUUCAAGCGGAGAGAAUUCUUAAAUAUUCAUUUUUAUAAAUUUUAUUAAAGAAUUUUGUUAAA
Prionailurus viverrinus (fishing cat) is the source of this 4361-nucleotide messenger RNA. It is a transcript of the gene CDH1, whose product is annotated as cadherin 1. Gene Ontology annotation, cellular component: catenin complex; plasma membrane; adherens junction. Gene Ontology annotation, molecular function: calcium ion binding; cadherin binding. The coding region runs from base 136 to 2781 and encodes 881 amino acids. Gene Ontology annotation, biological process: cell morphogenesis; homophilic cell-cell adhesion; adherens junction organization. Lineage: Eukaryota; Metazoa; Chordata; Mammalia; Carnivora; Felidae. The transcript has 16 exons. The record is from RefSeq and is a predicted model, not a curated record.